AAUAUGAGUUACAUGGUGUUGAAGUAUGGAAAUGAAGCUAUGUUGGUUCGUUAGGAACAUUGACUGCUUGCACAAAUAGGAAGUGAUAGCUCAGUGGUUAAGGUGUUGGUUUACCGAUCAGCAGGUCCACACAAGAUUGCGGGUUCUAGAGUCUAGUUCAUUGGUGAGCAGUGGAACCAAAGAAUCUUCUUCAUUGAACACAGACACUGGACAGUUUUCUACAUCUGACGAACAUGACAGUGGAGAAUCAUCUUCACCUGUUAAUUCAAAUGUGAACGUCAUGAUGCAGAAGAAGAAAACGGAUGGUGGCCAGGCAGCGGUACAAUGUCUGUUUCGCGGCUGUACAACGUCUUUUCAGUGGCCGGGCGGCUGUACAAUGUCUGUUUCGCAGCCGGGCGGCGGUACAACAUCCGUUUCAUGGCCAGGCGGCAGUACGACAUCCUUUUCGCGGGCAGGUGGCACUACAAUGUCCGUUUUGCGGCCAGGCGGCGGUACAGCGUCCUUUUUUCGCAGCCUGGUGGCGGUACCACGUCCCUUUUGCGGCCCUGGAGCGGAGCACUUGAGGAUACACUGGAGCGGGGCGGAACGCUCGAGGGUACAUUGGAGCUGAGCGGCACCCUCAGCGGAACACUGGAGCGAAGAGGCGUGCUCGGAGGAACACUGGAGCGAAGAGGCGCACUCGGAGGAACACUGGAGCGGUUGCAUUAUCCCGAGCCAGCGAGCAUGAUCCGCGAGAAGCGGCAGGGAGCUUCCGGGUGAAAUCCGGUGCUGAAUUGGGUUGGCGAUCCACUGCGAUUAAAUGCAUGGGCGGAGAAUAACACCGCUCAUAUCCGUGCCACUAUAUAGUCCUCUCCAGGGUGAAAGACCGAUUGCACAUCACCCAGACUGAUCACCAUGAGUUCAACUCAAGGCACAGAUUUAAAAGCCAGACUUCUUCGGCAAGAAUGCCAUUUCACCUGGGCUCUGAAUAAAAAUGAUGUAGAUCUCAAUGACCUUCUGAACAGAUUAGAAGAACAACUAAGCCUGGAUCUUGGAAAGGAGGCAGGAGCUGCACGUACACACAGCUGUAUGGGAUUUGUGAAGUUUCUACAAGGCUCCAAUACUGAGGCUCUCAGCAACUUUGAGAAAUCUGUAGAACUCAUUAAGGCUCAUAGAAAUGACUCUGAUAAGCUGCUUGUUGUUGCUUAUGGAGACCUUGCAUGGUUAUACUAUUAUAUGGGUAAUUUUGCAGAGUGUGAAAUGUACCUGAAUAAGCUGAGGGAGAUUAAAGAGAAAUAUCCAUCUGUCCCAUAUGCUGAAGUGCUUGGAGAGAAAGGAUGGACAUUGCUUAAGUUUUCACACAAAUAUUAUGAAAGGGCAAAAGAGUGCUUUAAAAAGGCCCUGGAGCUGGAACCUGAGAAUGCUGAAUGGAAUUCCGGCCUUGCCAUUGCUCUGUAUCGGACAGAGUUUGUGGACCAAGGAUGUGCACCAGAAACUUCAGAUGCUGUUAAUCAACUUAGGCGAGCUAUAGCUACUAACCCAGAUGAUGAUGUUCUUAAAGUUCUGCUUGCUCUGAGAUUGGCUCUUUUCAAGAAGUACAGUGAGGCAGAGAGCCUAGUAGAGCAAGCCUUAGAGAGGUCUCCAGAACACCCACAUGUGAUUCGCUAUGUUGGAAUGUAUUUACGGAAUGCAGGAUCUGUGGACAGGUCCAUUGCCCUUCUAAAUAGAGCAUUAGAGAAAGUGUCAAACAAAGCUUUUAUACACCAUCAGCUGGGGCUCUGCUAUAAACAAAAGAUUAUGAAGCUGAAGCAGGCAGGAAGCCACCACACAAAAGGAGCUGAAAUUAAACGAGCUCAAGAGCAAUGCAUCUACCAUUUGGAGAUGGCAAUCGGACUAAAAACCGGCUUCAUUCUAGCCAUGGCUGAAUUGGCCUUUCAAUAUGGGUUUAAUCAGGAUAUAUCAAGAGCAGAAGAAAUGUUCCAGAAUGCAUUUCAAGCAGCCAAAGAGAAAAAAGACAACUACCAGACUGUUCAAGUGUUUUAUGCAGAAUUUCAGCAGUACGUUAUGAGAUGUGAGCCCGAUGCCAUCAAACAUUACAUUGAAUGUCUAAAGAUAAAUCCAAAUCAAUUUGAAGGGAAAAAAAGUGCUAAAAGUCUGAGAAAGAUUGCAGAGAGAAGAAUUGGGAACAACCCAAAUGAUGGAGAGGCAUUUGGAAUACUUGGAAUCAUUCAUAAGGAACGAGGAGAAAAACAACAAGCCAUAGAGUGCUUUGAGAAAGCGCUGACCUAUGUAGAUAAUGAGGAGUACCUCAGUGAUCUUUGUGAGCUUAGGCUUUCUCUACAGUAAUAUUAGCAAUAUGAAGUAUGAUACACAGCCAAAUAUCUAUAUACUCAUUUAUUAUUCAUGAUAUUUAAUGUUAACAGUGUAGCAUCUGUAAUCUUAUUUUCAAUGUGUGGAUGUACCAAACACAGCAAUUUGUCAAGAUGUACAUGGACACACUCUCAGUGCACUCUCGCGCCUUAAUACAAGUCAGUUUUACAACACUAAAUGUGUUAAGAGUGGAAAACACACUGACAUGAUUACUGAGGAGAUUAAAGAAGCAGGAAGCUUUGUCUGUGCUAAGGCAGUAAGCAGGAUAAAAAAAUAGAGAUUAAUACGAAUUAGAAAAGCAGCAGAAUCCAGAUUAAUAAUAAGUUUUUUGUUGUUUGUCUUUAUAAGUGAAUGUAAUUUACUAAAUCCUCACACUGCUGAUCUCAAAAUCUUAAUUUUUUUCAAAACUGUGAAUAUAUUUUGCACAUUUAUGAAGGCUGCAUAUUAAGCAAUUAUGUUCUUCUGCAACCAAAUGAAAAUAAAAUUUGUUUAAAUCAUGUGAAUAAGUUUCGUUAUAUUUAAAUAUAUUUUAAAUACUCAAAGCAUGUUUAUGGUUCAGGUUGUAUAUGGAGAGAUGAAAUGUGAAAGUGUAAAAUGGAUUUCAUUCAGACUUUCCUUAAAACUUUCACACGUGAACACACACACAUCGUGGUGUUGUAAAUUUUGAAAAAUAAUUUCACUUUAAAUUCUUUAGUGUCAUUUGUAAACUGAAAUCAAAAAGAUUAUAAUAAUUUGGUAAUAGUCUCAAACAUUCCUUUCUGACAAUCCAGAAAUGUCAAAGUGUAAAAAAUAGGUUUGUAAAGUAUUGAUCAGAACACACACUUCUGUAUGUAUCUUUACUGAAGUCCACAUUUGAGGAUGGAUAUGUAGAAAAACCUAAUUGGCAGCGGUGGGAUUCGAACCCACGCCCCCAAAGAGCCUGCAGUCUUAAUGCUGCGCCUUAGACUGCUCGGCCACGCUACCACACACGUCACCCACUGUAAAAUCUAGAUAAUAAUAAACAAACUAUAUAACACUAUAUAACUAUAUAUACAUAUACAUAUAUAUAUAUAUAUAUAUAUAUAUAAAUACAUAUAUAUUAGCGAUUUGUGGUGUUUCCACUCAAUAAACUUCAAACUCGCCGUUUUCAUUGUAAAUAUGCUGUUUGUCUUUAACUACACGCCCAUGCAGAAGUGUGUAGAGCUCACAAAAGAGAGCAGGCUGGAUGACUGUGACAAGUGGCUCAUA
Molecule: messenger RNA, 3576 nt
Organism: Silurus meridionalis
Lineage: Eukaryota; Metazoa; Chordata; Actinopteri; Siluriformes; Siluridae
Product: interferon-induced protein with tetratricopeptide repeats 5-like
Exons: 4
Coding region: 895-2325 (476 amino acids)
Biological process (GO): defense response to virus
Cellular component (GO): cytosol
Molecular function (GO): protein binding
Source: RefSeq, a predicted model, not a curated record